Molecule: messenger RNA, 1848 nt
Organism: Carassius carassius (crucian carp)
Lineage: Eukaryota; Metazoa; Chordata; Actinopteri; Cypriniformes; Cyprinidae
Gene: ehd1b
Product: EH-domain containing 1b
Exons: 5
Coding region: 47-1645 (532 amino acids)
Biological process (GO): endosomal transport; clathrin-dependent synaptic vesicle endocytosis
Cellular component (GO): plasma membrane; cytoplasm; clathrin-coated pit
Molecular function (GO): molecular adaptor activity; GTP binding; protein binding
Source: RefSeq, a predicted model, not a curated record
CUUUUUUCCCUUUAAGUAACACGCUUUAUUUUAAACACUGUGAAAGAUGUUCCGCUGGGCGAACAAUGACGGAAAGAAAAAGGACCCCGAACUGUUUCAGACGGUUUCUGACGGGCUGAAGCGACUCUACCGGACCAAACUCUUUCCCCUGGAAGACACCUACCGCUUCCACGACUUCCACUCUCCGGCUCUGGAAGAUGCUGAUUUCGAUAACAAGCCCAUGGUACUUUUAGUGGGCCAGUACUCCACGGGGAAAACCACUUUUAUUCGGCAUCUGAUGGAGCAGGAUUUCCCCGGGAUGCGCAUAGGCCCCGAGCCCACCACCGAUUCAUUCAUAGCGGUGAUGCACGGGGACCAGGAGAGUCUCAUCCCGGGCAAUGCUUUAGUGGUUGACCCCAAGAAACCCUUCAGAAAACUCAACGCCUUUGGAAACGCUUUUCUGAACAGGUUUAUAUGUGCUCAGAUGCCAAAUCCAGUGUUGGACAGCAUCAGCAUCAUAGACACUCCUGGAAUCCUGUCUGGAGAGAAACAGCGGAUCAGCAGAGGUUAUGACUUUGCUGCAGUGCUCGAAUGGUUCGCUGAACGCGUGGACCGCAUUAUUCUUCUCUUUGACGCACACAAGUUGGACAUCUCAGAUGAGUUCUCAGAAGUGAUCCGAGCUCUGAAAAAUCAUGAGGACAAGAUGCGGGUGGUGCUCAACAAAGCUGAUCAGAUUGGGACCCAGCAGCUGAUGCGGGUGUAUGGUGCCCUCAUGUGGUCGCUCGGUAAAAUUGUCAACACCCCAGAGGUCAUCCGAGUCUACAUUGGCUCUUUCUGGGCUCAGCCUCUCCUGGUUGCAGAUAACAGGAAACUGUUUGAGGCAGAGGAACAAGACCUUUUCCGUGACAUCCAGGGACUUCCACGAAAUGCAGCGCUGCGCAAGCUGAACGACCUUAUCAAACGGGCCCGUCUAGCCAAAGUUCAUGCGUACAUCAUCUGUGCUUUGAAGAAAGAAAUGCCAAAUGUUUUUGGGAAGGAGAAUAAGAAAAAGGAGCUCAUUGCUAACCUGGGUGACAUAUAUGCAAGGAUUGAAAAAGAACAACAGAUCUCUCCUGGUGAUUUCCCUAAACUCAGUAAAAUGCAGGAAGUCCUCGGUGGUCAAGACUUCACUAAGUUUCAGGGACUGAAGCCUAAGCUGGUGGAAGCAGUGGAGGAUAUGCUGGCCAAUGAUAUCGCCAAACUCAUGACCCUCGUUCGGCAGGAGGAGGCUGCCAUGCCCAGCCAGGCUGUCCAGGGUGGUGCCUUUGACGGCACCAUGAAUGGACCCUUCGGGCAUGGCUAUGGAGAGGGUGCUGGUGAAGGCAUUGAUGAGCUGGAGUGGAUCGUGGCGAAAGACAAGCCAACUUACGACGAGAUCUUCUACACCCUGUCACCCGUCAAUGGGAAGGUCUCUGGUGCCAUGGCCAAGAAGGAGAUGGUCAAAUCCAAGCUGCCUAACAAUGUUCUAGGAAAGAUCUGGAAGCUUGCUGAUGUGGAUAAGGAUGGGUUCCUGGAUGACGAAGAGUUUGCCUUAGCUAACCACCUCAUCAAGGUCAAACUGGAAGGUCACGAGUUACCUGCUGAUCUUCCUGAUCACCUUGUGCCUCCUUCUAAACGAGGACAGUAAACAAUUUGGGAAAAUAAAUAUUAUCAUUGAGCCAAGCUUUGUUGAGGUUAUGGAUGGAUGUGGGGAGGGUCUGGAAGCGUAAAAACAUAUAAUAUAAACAUAACAUUUUUUAUAGAAUUAAACAAUAUGCAUUAGCUACAGGGAUCGAGCCAAAUAGCUUUUAACUUAUCUGUCAAUACAGUUUCUCACCUUUGCUAUUAUUA